Molecule: messenger RNA, 872 nt
Organism: Sorex fumeus (smoky shrew)
Lineage: Eukaryota; Metazoa; Chordata; Mammalia; Eulipotyphla; Soricidae
Gene: LCN9
Product: lipocalin 9
Exons: 7
Coding region: 67-615 (182 amino acids)
Molecular function (GO): odorant binding; small molecule binding
Source: RefSeq, a predicted model, not a curated record
AAGUCACAGUAGGAGAAAGACCAUCUGCUGGUGUCUCUAGAGGAGAUAGCACAGUCGCCUGCCAAGAUGAUGCUGUUUCUGCUGUGUGUGGGGCUGACGCUUGUCGGGGCCCACAAGAAAGUUGUGUGCAACAUUGACAAAGACAACUUUAAUAUGCCACAGAUUUCAGGAAAGUGGCAUUCUGUUUUCCUGUCCUCAGAUGACAAGGAAAAAAUAGUCCAGGGCGGCAGCAUGCGGAUUUUUGUGGAAGAUAUGGAUGUGUUGCAGAAUGGUUCUCUGUAUUUGAAAUAUCAUUUUAAGGAAAAUGAUAUUUGCUCUGAAUUCUCAAUGACUUGUGACAGCACAGAUAAGAGUGGCUGCUUUGAAGUUGAGUAUGACGGACACAAUGCUUUUUGCAUCGUUGAAACGAAUUAUUGUGACUAUCUCAUUUUUCACCUGCAUAACGAAAAAGAAGGAGAACACUACCAAACAAUGGAGCUCUACUCUCGAAAACCAAAUGCACCUAAGAGACUCAAGAAAAAGUUCGAGAAAGAGUGUCUUAAAAGAGGAAUUCCUAAGGAAAACAUACUUGACCUGACUGAAGGUGAUCGCUGUGCCAAGGACAGAAGUGACUAGGCCCAGCCAUCCAGUGCGUAGUUAACAUGUCCUCAUUCGAGCUCCAGAAUGUUCUCUUCCGUGUAACAUCGCCUCUUCGCACAUUGUGUGACCUGCUUUCUGUCACAGUCAUACAGGAAGGCAUUAUCUUCUGGAUAUUUCCUAGUAGUCUCGAAGAUUCAUCAACUCAACAAGAAUCAAAAUUUCUCUUCAAAUUUUAAGUCUCUUAGCCAUUCUUAGAAGUCUACCAUUAAUGAUCAAUAAAGAUGACCCCUGCA